UUUGAGUUCAUAACGGAGAGCCUGAUCUCCGCAGACAAUAGCAGCGAGAAUCCGACUAACGAUCAUUUCUAUUAUCAGUUACCAGUCUGUUAUCGUUCCUACAGCCUGAUCGGACCAAUUAGUAUUAUCAUUAUAAUCUGAUCUAACGCAGGAUUCGCCGAAGAGCUGGAUCGAACUCAGCUGUUGUCAUCUCUAACAAUCGUCUGUAGCAGUUCCAGUCACUGACUGUUGAAGCUCAGGAGGUAGAGAUGAUCUGUGUGUAACAGGAAAGCGUCUGGCGUGACGGUGUGAAUGUGUUUGAGCAGUCAGAGGUCAGAUCCACACAAGACGCUGCAAUGAGUGCUAUGAGGACAGAAGAUGCUGCUGACGGGGAGAGCACAGCUAAUGGAGGAGGAGUCGUGUGUCAGGAGGGAGGUGUCACCAUCCUCAGGCCUACAGAUCUCUCAGAGAUGUUGGCGGCAGGAACCAAAGAAGUUCACGAGAAGGCCGAAAACACUGAGUUUGUCAAAGACUUCCUGAGGGGACGCAUCCGCAAAGAGCUCUUUAAGCUCGGUCACGUGGCUUUAUACUUCACGUACUCGGCUAUGGAAGAGGAGAUGGAGAGAAACAAGGAGCAUCCUGAUUUGGCGGCGCUCUACUUCCCCCAUGAGCUGCACCGGCGGGACGCUCUGGCUCGGGAUCUGCAGUACUUCUAUGGCGAGGACUGGCAGGACCAGAUCAGCCUCUCUCCCGCCACUCGGCGCUACGUGGAACGCAUCCAGCAGAUCGGCCAGGACCAGCCCGCGCUUCUGGUGGCUCACGCUUACACCCGCUACAUGGGAGACCUCUCGGGUGGCCAGGUGCUGAGGAAGGUGGCCCAGCGCGCCAUGAAGCUGCCGCCCACAGGAGAAGGCCUGAACUUCUACCAGUUCGACGGCAUCCACAGCGCCAAGGCCUUCAAGCAGCUCUACCGCAGCCGGAUGAACGAGCUGGAGCUGGACUCGCACACCAAGCAGAAGAUCGUGGAGGAAGCUGUCCUGGCCUUCCAGUUCAACAUGGAGAUUUUUGAAGAACUAGAGGAGGUUGGAAAAACGCUUCAGGACGAUGUUUUGGAUGCCGCUCCUGCUCAUGGUGCUCAUGGUGCUCAUGGUGAGAUGCAAGGAGACAUCAGCCAGUGUCCGUAUUAUGCGGCCAAAAUGGCUGCCAGCGGGGGAUCAUCUUACAUCUGUCAGAUGGCCAUGACCAUGCUUAAAAAUCCCUCCGGUCAAGUCAUAUUGGCUGCCUGGAUCGCUGCUCUAGCCGGAUUGGCUGCUUGGUACCUCAUGUGAGCUCCUGUGAUCCAAUGAGAGGAGCAGAUAAUAGAUGAGAACAAAUGGUUUGUUCUGCUUUAAAGUUGUGAGGCAUUCCAACACAUCUUAGUGCAUAACCCCCCCCCCGUUCUUGGGUAAAUGUGAUUUAUUCUUAAUGUAUGAACAUAGACUUGUUUAAACGCAGGAUAGCAUAGUUUAUGCAUAGAGUUUUGCUGUGGCUGGUGUUACUAUUGCACCUGUCAGUGUUGAUGAAGUUAAAGGAACAGAUCACCCAAAAAUGAAACUUUGAAGAAAAUGUCCCACAUCUUCAGGCCAUCCAAGAGGUUGUUUGUUUCUUCAUGGGAACAGAUUUGGAGGAAUUCAGCAUUACAUCACUUGCUCACCAAUGGAUUCUCUGCAGUGAAUGGGUGCCGUCAGAAUGAGAGUCCAAACAGCUGAUAAAAACACCACAAUAAUACACUCCAGUCCAUCAAUCAGUUAACACCUUGUGAAGUGAAAAGCUGUGUGUUUGUAAGACAUUUCUCCAAAUCUGUUCUGAUGAAGAAACAAACUCAUCUACAUAUUGGAUGGCCUGAGGGUGAGUACAUUUUCAUUUUAGGUGAACUCCUUUAAGGCUGGAGAAGAGCUGUGGAAAUAUGCAGAAAGUAUUUUAUAGUUUUAUCACAGUAUCAAGUCAACUUAUGAGCCGAAACAUACUCUUCGCAAGAGGAAUUAGUGCAAAUUGAUGACUUCUACAGUCAGUUUCUCAUGUUAAGGAAACUCUAUCGCCCCCUUAAGGUAUGAUAUCGCAAAAGUAUAACAAAUGUGCAUGUACAACAGAACGAGGCACAUGCAAAACAUUUGCACACUUGUACAUGUUCAGAGUAUGUUUAUACAGAAAAGUACAUGAUUCCAUUGGCACAUUUGUCAAGCAUGCUUUCAAACGAGAUAUGCUAUGCAUACAUGCAGCAUUUACACAGAAAAGCAGUACUUCUGCAGGCCAGACUACUGAGACGCUGCGUCAAGAAAUGACUGGCACAACGGUUCAUGAAGAAAAGCCUUUUAGAACAGAUUUAGAAUGUAAAAGAUGGAAGAAUUGCACAUUAAAGUCAUUUUUGUCUCAUCACACAUGUCAUGUUACAGAUUCGGCAUUAAGGGUUAUUCUACACAGAUGGUUAAAGCACAAGAUUUCUGGAUUUUAGAUUCACUGAUAACAUAUAUCUGAGCCAAGAUGAACUGUUUCCUAUGGAAGCCCGUUUCUGCCACUGAAUAAAAAAUAAAGUCGCAAUUGCAAGUUAUAAGGUCAGAAUUGUGGGAUAUAAACUCACAAUUCUGAUUUUUUUUUUCUCGCAGCAUUGAGUUUAUAUCUCGCAAUUGCAACUUCAUUUCUCAGAAUUAUGGGUUAUAAACUCGCUGUUGCAAGACAACUUUUUUUGCGAGUUUAUAUCCCACAAUUCUGAGAAAAAAGCAGUUGCUGCAAUUGUGAGUUCUAUCACUCAAUUCUAAAAUAAUAAAAUGAAAAGAUUUGCAAGAAAAAAGUCAGAAUUCUGAGAUUAAAGUUUGCAGUUACGUUUUUUUUUUUUUUUUUUAUUCAGGGGCGGAAACAAGUUUCAUUAUUGGUUGACCAGAAAUUAGUUUUUAAAUGGUUAGUGAUGUCUAGAUGGCAUAUAUAACCAAUAAGCCCAUAUUAUUUGAUUAUUUGAAAGCAAUUAAAACAAGGGAACAAUGCUGAAUUGAUGUACUGUAUUUGUACAAGCUAGAAUUUAAGUUUUUUUUUUUUUUCUUUCUUUAGGUGAGUCAUUCAUCUGACUUAGCGAUAACUAUAAUAUUAACAUUUAUGGAUGCAGUAAUCUCAAUGUUACAUAUUAACACACUAACGUGCAAUGUUCACAAAGGCACUGUGACACGAUGCAUUUGAAAAGUAUUGUGGGGGUUUGUUUAUCCGUCCUCAUUUACUGAGGCAUGUGUUUGUUAACUAAUGGUAUUUUUCUCAGAAAGGCAUAUACUGUAUGAUUUAGUUUUAUAUAAGAAGUAACACAAUCAUAUCAUUAUACUGAUGAAUACUGUUCCUGAAGAGUGUUACAUGCAAUACCAAAUCCUGAGGGACCGAACAUGAACGGCUUUGAGCAGGAGUUGGACUUUUUGAACCAAAGGAAUUGUUACUUUAGUAAUAAGAUCAUAAAAUAGACCCCCUAUAUAAGAAUUAGCAUAAUUGGUUGUGUUUGGGUUUUAUGAACAUUUUGUGUUUUGAGUUACUGAUAGCUUUUAGUUUUUAUAAAGCGCAUUGAGAGGAAUGGUGUUGAUAUACAGUACAGUGUUGUAGAUGUUUUUUAUUUUUUUUAUUUCGUUAUAUAUUAACAGUGUUGUAUUAAUUUUAAGGUUUAGAAGAGGUUUUUUGGGAAAAAAUUUUUUUUUAAACCCUUUUCUCAGAUGUAUGUUUAUUUUUCCCUCUAGCUCUGUGUUCACUGUAAUAAGUAAUAAAUUCACAACUGUGCUGCA
Molecule: messenger RNA, 3767 nt
Organism: Onychostoma macrolepis
Lineage: Eukaryota; Metazoa; Chordata; Actinopteri; Cypriniformes; Cyprinidae
Gene: hmox2b
Product: heme oxygenase 2b
Exons: 7
Coding region: 336-1307 (323 amino acids)
Biological process (GO): heme oxidation; response to oxidative stress; heme catabolic process
Molecular function (GO): heme binding; heme oxygenase (decyclizing) activity
Source: RefSeq, a predicted model, not a curated record